This is a messenger RNA of Chlamydomonas reinhardtii, 3768 nucleotides long. RefSeq lists its product as uncharacterized. NCBI's taxonomy places the organism in Eukaryota, Viridiplantae, Chlorophyta, Chlorophyceae, Chlamydomonadales, Chlamydomonadaceae. The transcript has 18 exons. Gene Ontology annotation, cellular component: cytosol. The coding region runs from base 142 to 2835 and encodes 897 amino acids. Gene Ontology annotation, biological process: AMP metabolic process; IMP salvage. The record is from RefSeq and is a predicted model, not a curated record. Gene Ontology annotation, molecular function: AMP deaminase activity.
AUCCUGCCGUCGCUCAUAGUGGUUGUAUUCGAGCGAACGGCGCUCGGAACCGGCAGGGUUUUGUCCUUCCAACAUUCGCACCUCCAGGGCCUUGGCCCAGCGGUCUAGUGUCUUGGUGUGGGGCUCGCUCCUAGGAGCGCCAUGUCCGGCACCGAGUCCCAAAGCAGGACUUUGCUCCUAGUGUCAGCGGGAGCGGUGCUGGGCGGUGCUAUUGCGUUUGGAGCAGCAUUUGGAUUGGCUCAUGCUUAUAGCAAGCGCCUGGAUGCUUUGGAGGAGCAGAAGAAGGGCAGUGUCGGGGCACUGCCGACGCCGCCUCAAUCGGCACCUGCAGCUAUGAUUGCGCGCAAACCCGAACCACAGCUGGUGCAGCCCUACCCGGUCAACGGCAGCGGUCUCAACGGCGGGCUUGUGCAGCCGGUGCCGAUGGGCCUGGCACCCGCGCCAAAGCCGCUGCACAUGCACGCGCCGGUGCAGGCGGUGCAGGCUGCAGAACACGCGAUCAUGUCGCCGCGCGUGGCGCACGUCCGCGCUGCUCGGCCGCAUGAUGCCAUGGCGCCGUACAGUCCGUACCCUGGGCAGGCGGGUGAGGCCAGCGGCAGCGGCCGGCCGUCCAUGGGCGACGCGCAGCUGGUGGAGGGCGAGUCGCCGCGGCAGCCGGGGCUGCCGGUGCGCGCACGCGGCCCGCACGAGCCGCAUCACUCGCGCCCGCUGAGUGGCGGCGGCGGCGUGGGUGCCGGCGCCAGCGGAGUCGGCAACCACCACGGCGCCGGCGCCACCGGCCGCAAGGCCUCGCCUGUGCCUGGCGCCACCUCCACCGCUGCCGCAGCCCAGGACCGCGCCCAGAAGGCGGCUCUGGACAUGAUGAUGGCGGCCACGGGCGGCGGCAUGAGCGGACUGGCCAAGCCAGUGGGGGCGGCGGGCGCGGUCACGAGCGAGAAGGUCCUGGACCCCAGCACCAACGACGAGUACAGCCGCGUGAUCACUCCGGAGACGGCCAUGACGGACGAGGUGGAGGACGUGUGCGCCAUGCUGGUGGAAUGCCUGGAGCUGCGCAAGCACUGGCUGUUCAGGCCGGCGCUGUCGCCUGAGGCGAGGCGCCACGAGCCGGAGGCGGCGGUGCCGUCCGACAUCGACCCGCAGCCCUUCCAGUACAGCCCGCAGCCGCCCUCGGGCCACUCCUUCCGCAUGGUGGAGGGCGUGAUGCAGGUGUUCAGCCCAGACGACCGCGGCUUUAACAACAACCUGUUCCCGGUGCCGGGCACGGCCGCCGAGUUCUUCACCGACAUGCACCGCAUCCUGCGAUACGCCUCGUCGGGCCCGGUCAAGUCGUUCUGCCACCACCGGCUGAUGCUUCUGGAGCAGAAGUUCAACCUGCACGUGAUGCUCAACAGCGACAAGGAGUUCCGGGCGCAGAAGGCCGCGCCGCACCGCGACUUCUACAACGUGCGCAAGGUGGACACGCACAUCCACCACAGCGCCUGCAUGCACCAGAAGCACCUGCUGCGCUUCAUCAAGUCCAAGCUGCGCAAGGAGCCUGAUGAGGUGGUGAUCUUCCGCGACGGCAAGUACCUGACGCUGAAGGAGGUGUUCGAGAGCCUCAAGCUCACCGGCUACGACCUGAACGUGGACACGCUGGACAUGCACGCGGACAAGAACACCUUCCACCGCUUCGACAAGUUCAACCUCAAGUACAACCCGUGCGGCCAGUCGCGGCUGCGCGAGAUCUUCAUCAAGCAGGACAACCUGAUCCACGGCCGCUUCCUGGCGGAGCUGACCAAGGAGGUGUUCGAGGACCUGGAGUCCAGCAAGUACCAGCACGCCGAGAUGCGCAUCUCCGUGUACGGCCGCAAGGCCAUGGAGUGGGACAUCCUGGCGGCCUGGGUGGUCAGCUUCCAGCUGCACUCGGACAACAACGUCUGGCUCAUCCAGAUCCCGCGCCUGUACAACGUGUACAAGGAGACGGGCGUGAUCGAGAACUUCCAGCAGAUGCUGGACAACAUAUUCGAGCCGCUGUUCGAGGUGACCGCCGACCCCUCCACACAUCCGCAGCUGCACGUGCUGCUCAAGCACGUGGUGGGCUUCGACAUGGUGGACGACGAGUCCAAGCCCGAGCGCCGCCCCACCAAGCACUCGGAGCCGCCGGAGCGCUGGAACACCAAGCACAACUGCGCGUACGCCUACUACGCCUACUACAUCUACGCCAACCUGUAUGUGCUGAACAAGUUCCGCGAGAGCCGCGGCCUCAACACCUUCACCUUCCGCCCCCACGCGGGCGAGGCGGGCGACAUCGACCACCUGGUGGCGGGCUUCAUGCUGUGCGAGAACAUCGCGCACGGCAUCAACCUGCGCAAGAACCCCUGCGUGCAGUACCUCUACUACCUGGCCCAGAUCGGCCUGUGCAUGAGCCCGCUGUCCAACAACAGCCUGUUCCUGGACUACCACCGCAACCCCUUCCCGCUGUUCUUCGCGCGCGGGCUGUCCGUCAGCCUGUCCACCGACGACCCGGUCAUGAUCCACCUCACCAAGGAGCCGCUGGUGGAGGAGUACAGCGUGGCGGCGCAGGUGUUCAAGAUGAGCAGCGCGGACCUGUGCGAGAUCGCGCGCAACGGCGUGCUGCACAGCGGCUUCCCGCACGCCUGCAAGAAGCACUGGGUGGCGGAGGAGUACUGGCGGCCGGGGCCGGAGGGCAACGACAUCCACAAGACCAACGUGCCCAACCUGCGCCUGCGCUUCCGGCACGAGACCUACUGCGACGAGAUGCGGCAGGUACUGCACGGCGCGGUGGCGCACCAGGCGCGCAAGGCCGCGCAGCUGAUGCGCGCCGCGCAGGAGUGAAGGAGCGCCGGCCGCGUGCGGGAGGACGCAGAGGUGGGGAGGACGGGGUCCGCAGCGCACGGCGAGGGCGGUGAUGAAAGUGGAUGUUGCGUGCUGCGGCAGCGCGCUGGGUUGCAUGAGGGCACACCUCGUCGACGGCACUGGUGUGUUUAAGCUCACGCACGGUGAGGGCGCGGUGCAAGAGCGGCGGUUUGGUUGCACUGUAUGACGGACACGGCUUGUGAAUACUGAACUGCGAGCUGGGCUAAUAGUUCUGGCUGUAGGUUCUGGGCGCCGGGAUGCGACCCGUGGAUGCGACCCAAGGGAACAACUAGGCGAGCUCUCAGGCGGGGUGGGCUGCCAUACUGACUGCAAGACGGGUAUGUAUUCGCAGACUGUACUGUUGCGGAGUGCUUCUGCUUGUUUGGUUGGCGUUAUGGCAUGGCUGCAGUGGGGGCUGCUGGUGCUGGUGGUGUUCGACAAUCGACAUUCAGGCAGGAUGAGGCCUAGUACUGGCGGCAGGCUCACGGGUAUGCAAGCCAGUGCUUUCUGGGGCAUGAAAUGGUGGACGACGCCACGAGAUUCUUGUCUCUUGACGUGCAGGGAUGCUAUAAUCGCCCUGUAAUGCUACUGGUCUGCAGUUGCGGCCAUGUGGAUGCGGCAUACCGUAUGACGAGUUAGGUUGUAUGGAAAGGGAGGCCGCGGCAACGGGGUGACCCCACGGGUGGCCCAUCACAGUGGCCCGCCCUGUGCGGAACACGUGUAGCACCCCUGGCGGAGUGAGUGACGCUGGAUGGCUGACUUGUACAACAUCACACAGUCCUUGCAUUUCCGCAGUGCGUGCGUGCGUGAGAAAGAAAGCUCGGACGGUGCGCUCGAGGGGGCCUGUGGCUGGUGCCCCACGGCGGUGAUGAGCAUGCCCCCCCCCCUGAUUGUCUGUAAACGGACAUUGUA